AUGGCGGCUCAGGUUCUUCGUCCAUCUGCACAAGCGCAGGCGUUAGCUGCGCUGCCUGCGGAUGUCCUCCGUCUGAUACUCAAAGACAUCAGCCUGAAGGAGCGCUUGCGCCUGGAGAUCUUGGACAAGAGCCACAGGGAUGCGCUGCGGGAUCCGGAGCUUUGGCAUGCGAUAAAGCUAGGAGCUGUGGACGCGCAAACUUGCACGGAGGACCAGCUUCUGUCUCUGCUGAUCAGGCUGGAGCCACGCAUGCAGAAAGGCGCAGCUCAGAUACGGCGAAUGGCGGAGAGCCUGGGUGACGUCACCGCGGGUUUCACGAAGCACAGGAUGGCCAAGUUACUGGCGGUGGAACAGCUGAAGCGGAAAACGCGGGCGUCGCUCUGGAGGGAGGCCAUCUAUUUGCAGCUGAUGUCCCUGCGGUUUCUGUACACAGCAGUGCCUGAGUCCUGGAUCUCUGUGAGGUUCUUCCUCGAGACAUGCACGCUCUGGGUGGAAGACCAGCUGCAGCGGAUUCCGCUGGCUGUCCGCUCCGUCUGCAACUUCCUGCGGAACGUGAGCAGCAGCCAUUCUGCCUUCGUGAGAAACGGAACGAGCAGUCCGCCGGAAAGGCCUGAACGACAGAGGUCAGCCAAGAGAGAGGUCCUUCUCAACGUCUCUGGAGCGGUCCAGUUGUCCCCAAACUUUGUCGCGGCCUGCGUGAUCGCCCUGUCAGCAGCGGCGUUCCAAGUCACUGUUAGAAUGGACGGGGAAGGUGACCCCGGUUUCCUGACGAACGACCCGGUGUUAGACAGAGCGAAGAUAGCAGCAAUCACGGGCGGUGGAGGGUCGCAAACUAGAGGCGCGACGACGGAGGUUUUCAGUUACACCGUCAUCCUCGAGCACCUCGUUACUCAUCUCGAGGAACCUCUACUUGAGGAGCUUGGCAAAUUUCUACGAGGCGCGCCGUCCGCUCACCGCGUGGUCGUUCGCAACUGCAUGCUGAGCUACUUGGAAGUCCGCUCACUUUCCGUUGUGCUUGGCAAGGGCGACGCCGGAACCGUCACCUUUCAGCAUCUUUGCCACGACUUCGCCCGCGACGAUGACAUGGCGUGGACCAUUCUGACCUGCGCAGAGCUGCAGGCUAGCCAGGGAUUGCAAGCGCUUGCGCUCGACUUUCCGCUGGCUCCGGCGGACCUUGAUUACGUCGCUCAGUUUCUGGAGCGAAACGCCGACGCCCGCUUCGUCAUCCAUUUGCGGCCGGCCUUUUAUGCGCGGAGCGCAGCUGCGGCACAGCAGCUCUUCGCAAAACUCAGGGUGCUGUGCGCGUCACGGCGGGGAAAGAGGAUAAUAAUCGUGCCGCACCAGGGCGGGGCACGACUUCCGGGCGGAACGGAUCGCAGAGGAGCGGCGGAACGGGGUGAAACGGUUGCGGUUCCGAGCGGGGGCGCCCUCGAGGACGCAAUCCUGACCCCACUAAACCAGGAAAUUCGGUCACAACGCCUGUUUGAGGUUGCGCUUCGAGCGGCGGACCGCGUGAUCUGGGGCAUCUGCAUCGCUGACGUCAUCUUUGGCCUGGUGCUUUCCCUGGAGUACCUCAUUUAACCGUUUACAGACCACAACUAACCUCAGUUUUCUUUUCGGUCAGACUGUUCGGGUUCGAUUCUGAGCUGGGCAUCCCAAUUACAGUCCAGGUGUUCGUCGCGGCAUUAUCCGGGUGGCCCUCCCUCCGCGCGGCAAUCCAAGGCGAGCGAGACCUGAUCGACAUGGUGAUUCUCAUUUUUUCCGUCGGCCUCUUUCGCUUUCUGCCGCCAGUGGAUGCCGCGCUGCGCGCGCUGUGCCUGUAUCUGUGCGCGUGCCUCGCCUGGACCGUUCUUGAGUGGAUUG
Klebsormidium nitens is the source of this 1863-nucleotide messenger RNA. NCBI's taxonomy places the organism in Eukaryota, Viridiplantae, Streptophyta, Klebsormidiophyceae, Klebsormidiales, Klebsormidiaceae. The record is from the annotation of a GenBank genome assembly.